AUGAAUCAAUCUCCCUCUGGCCUCUGGUUCCCUGUAUCGCUGCCUCUCUCUUUUGCUGACCAUUCCUUGUCCCCUCAUGUUACCCCCUCCCCAUGUGUCACAGGCCCCCUGUCAGAGCUCCAGAUCAGCUAUGUCUGCAGGGAAGUGCUCCAGGGACUGGCCUAUCUACACUCACAGAAGAAGAUACACCGGGACAUCAAGGGAGCCAACAUCCCCAUCAAGGACCCUGGGGAGGUCAGACUGGCUGACUUUGGUAUAUCGGCCCAGAUCGGGGACACACUGGCUCGAUGCCUCUGAUUCAUUGGGACACCCUACUGGAUGGCUGCGGAAGUGGCGGCCGUGGCCCUGAAGGGGGGAUACAACGAGCUGUGUGAUAUCUGGUCACUGGGCAUCACAGCCAUUGAAUUAGCCGAGCUACAGCCAACCCUCUUUGACGUUCACACUCUCAGAGUUCUCUUCCUCAUGAACAAGAGUGGCUAUCAGCCUCCUCGGCUAAAGGAAAAAGGCAAAUGGUCGGCUGCCUUCCACAUCUUCGUCAAAGUCGCCCUCAACAAGAGCGCCAAGAAACGACCUGGCACCACCAAGAUGCUCAGUCAUCAACUGGUGUCCCAGCCCGGGCUAAACAGAGGCCUGAUCCUAGAGCUUCUUGACAAACUGAGGAACCCAGGGAAGGGGGCAGCUGUUGGCGAGAUUGAAGAUGAGGAGCCUGAGCUACCCCCCGCCAUCCCUCGGCGGAUCCGAUCCACCCAUCGAUCCAGCUCUGUGGGGAUCCCAGAUGCGGACUGCUGUCGGCGGCACAUGGAGUUCAGGAAGCCUCGAGGCAUGUAGUCCAGACCCACAGCUGACACGGCUCGCUUACAACCACCUGGAGGCUUCAAGAGCAGCAGUCCUAGGUCAGGGACCCUCAGCUCCGAAAAUGACUACGGUAACGUGGACAUCCCCUCCCUCGCAGAAGACAUACCUCCUCCUCUACUCCCCAAGAUCCGUUCUCCAUCGGACGAGGUUCCUGGGGGGACUGCGGAUGAGGGGCAGCUGAGCCCAGGGGUAGUGGUCCGCUGUGCCAGUGUGCCUCCCCCUGGCACCACCCACUUUGUGCCUCCCCCAGCCACCCGAAACCCCCACGUAACCGCUCACUCAGAAACUUCACUGUGGAACCCAGCCCGGGAACAUGACCAGCUCCCGCUUUUGCCCUCCAAGGAGGAAUAGAUGAAGAGAAAGGUGAGGCCAGCUGUGCUGAGGACUCAAUGUGCCCUUCUCCUAAAGUUGUUCAAUGGCUGCCCUCUCUGGAUCCACAGCACGGCGGCCUCGACACACCCCUCCACCAAAGACCAGCACUUACUCCUGGGAGCUGAGGAAGGCAUUUUCAUUCUGAACCGAAAUGAUCAGGGGGCCACGCUUGAGAUGGUGAGGGCCAGACAGCACCGCGGCCGGACUACCCGGGUGUACUCCAUCAACAAUGUCCUCAUGUCUCUCUCAGGUCUGUCCCCCCACCUGUAUUCUCAUAGGAUCCUGGGCCUGCUGGAAGGGAAAGAGGCCAGAGCAGGAAGCCCCAUUGCUCACAUCAGUCCCCACCGGCUCCUAGCAAGGAAGAACAUGGUCUCCACUAAGUUCCGGGAUACCAAAGGUUGCCGGGCGUGCUGUGUGGGGGAGAGAGAAUCUCGUGCGGAGGGCGCUAGCUCCGGGGGCCCGUUCCUGUGUGGGGCAUUGGAGACAUCCGUGGUCCUGCUUCAGUGGCAGCAGCCCGUGAACAAGUUCCUGCUUCUCCGGCAGGUGCUCUUCCCGCUACCCACGCCUCUGCCCGUGUUCUCACUGCUGACCGGGCCAGGCUCCGAGCUGCCCGCCGUGUGCAUCGGCGUGAGCCCCGGGCAGUGUGCGAAGUCGGUGUUCUUCCACGCCGUGCGCUUCGGCGCGCUCUCCUGCUGGCGGGGCGAGAUGAGCGCAGAGCACAAGGGACCAGUACAAGUGACUCAGGUCGAGGAAGACAAGGUGAUGGUGUUGAUGGACGGGUCUCUGAAGCUGGUGACCCCAGAGGGGGCCCCAGUCCGGGGGCUUCGAACUCCAGAGAUCAACAUGACUGAAGCAGUGGAGGCCGUAGCUUUGGUCGGGUGUCGGCUCCAAGCCUUCUGGAAGCAUGGAGUGCAGGUGUGGGCUCUAGGCUCAGACCAGCUGCUGCAGGAGCUGAGAGGCCCCACCCUCACCUUCCAUCUGCUUGGCUCCCCCAGGUAUGAGCUUGGGUAG
Molecule: messenger RNA, 2238 nt
Organism: Camelus dromedarius (Arabian camel)
Lineage: Eukaryota; Metazoa; Chordata; Mammalia; Artiodactyla; Camelidae
Product: mitogen-activated protein kinase kinase kinase kinase 1-like
Biological process (GO): intracellular signal transduction; protein phosphorylation
Cellular component (GO): cytoplasm
Molecular function (GO): MAP kinase kinase kinase kinase activity; ATP binding
Source: RefSeq, a predicted model, not a curated record